AUGCGCUCAGCCGCUGGCAGUUGCGCCAGAACCUUGGGAGAAGCGGCCUUGGCGGCAGUCGAAGCAGAAGGCUUCCCUGUAAGAUCCAAGGCCCUCAAAGUCGUGGCUGCAGUUGCUAAUCUUGUUUCGAGUGCUGCGCAUUUCCUUGCUGCUGUCGCAGCAGGUCUUCUCGAAACAGCAGCAAGUGCUGUUGCUGCUGCUAUGCUCCUUGCAUGUUCGCAAGCUGUAGCAGCAGCAGCCUCUCAUCCCCUUUUCGCAGACGAGGAAAGCAUCCUGCUUGUCCGCCUGCGCGUUGAGGCAGAAGUAUCCCUACCACCCCACGCUGCAGCUGCAGCAGCUGCAGCAGCUGCUGCAGCCAGCUCAGAAGCUUUUGCGGAUGACGCUGAUACGAGCCGUCGAGAGGUCUUAGAAGCCUUGCGUCUGCUGCAACAGCAGAAACGCGUGCCGUUGCUGCCUUUGCUUUUCAAUGUGGCGGAUCCAAGGUGUCUCGCAGGAGCAGGUGACCUGACGUUCCGGAACGUGGAGGAGAAGGAUCAACUCCAGCAGCAGCAGCAGUCGGAGAAGGGGCAGCAGCAGCAGUCGGAGAACGUGUGGCUGCUUCUGUCUCCUUCCGCAGUGACAUCAGUUCCAUUGUGGCUGCGCUCAAUUCUGCUGAAGCUUUCUCUUGGUCAAACAGCGGAAGUGAUGCUGCCUCCUGAGUUGCUUCUGCUGCGGCAGCCGCCUGCGCAGCAAGCAUGCUGACAGGAGCAGCAGCAACAGCAGGAGCAGCAGCAGCAGGCAGUACAAAAGGAUGUGGCACUGGUUCUAAAUGUGCCGAGGACGUCGUGGGAAGGGGUAUGGUUGCUGCACAUGCCAGAUGCAGCCGAGACUGCUUGCGAGUUUACAGCAGGAGAUCCUUGCCACGGCGGAGUCGGCGAGAGAGCGGCUGACUCUGCUGCUCUGACGGAGUUGCAGGGGGGGCCAGAUGCCUUCUCAGCCGAACUGCAGCUGAAGCGAGUCAUUAAGGGCCUGCAGUGUAUCGAGAGGGGGGAAUCUUCGGCCUUGCAGCCUCAUCGGUUGUCUUACGCGCCAGAGAGACUGCACCAACUUUUGCUGCUGCUGCAGAGCUCUGAGCACGGGCAGCAGGAAGGAGGUGUCUCUGAAGAGGCGUCGUUUAGGCCUGGAGGCCUCCAGCUGGACUGCCGAGCACUUGUCUCAUUUGUGGGGAUCCUCGGAAGGAAAGCCGACCAUUGGGCUCUCUCGGGAGAUGAAAAGGCGGCACUGGGCAUCGCUCUGAAAGAAGAAGGGAAUGUUCUCUUCAAACACGGCUGGACCGCUGCUGCCUUGUCAUUCUACAAGAAAGGAUUGGACAUUUGCCGGAUGUCUGCUGCGUGUUCCUUGCUACAAAAGCAGCAAAAGCCGCAGCUUCUGCCCCCCUUCGGAGGGUCGUCUGCACUUUCGGCGCAAGGCGCCCCGGGUAGUGCAGCCGAACUGUGUCUUCCUGCAGCGCAGGCCUUGUGCUGCGGCUUGUCGUUGAACGCUGCUUCCUGCUGCCUAAGACUGAAGCAGUUUAGGGAUGCUGCAGCGCAUUGCGACGUCGCGCUCUCUUGUGCAGCGCAAGACGUGAGCAGCAGCAUCAGUUGCAGCAGCUCAGGUGAGGGGUUGCAGGAAGCUGCUUGUGCCGAGCAGCGGCAGCGUGUGCAGCAGAAGUUUGACCGCUUUCUCACGCAGCGGACGGCCUGGCACCGGAAAGCCCUCGCGUUGCAGGGUGUAGGCGAGGCAGAAGGAGCCUUGGAGGCAGCGCGAGCGGCUGCAAAGCUUGCUCCUAAGGAUAGAAACAUUCGGGCGUUGCUACUGGAAUUGCAGCGCGAAUCGCAAAAACAGCAACAAGGGGCUGCCGCUCUGCGGGGCUUCUUGCUUUAG
Messenger RNA from Cyclospora cayetanensis, 1902 nucleotides. RefSeq lists its product as uncharacterized. The record is from RefSeq and is a predicted model, not a curated record. Lineage: Eukaryota; Apicomplexa; Conoidasida; Eucoccidiorida; Eimeriidae. Gene Ontology annotation, molecular function: protein binding. The transcript is spliced from 9 exons.